CACUUUUGUUGCUACAUCCAUAGCGUGCUCUUUCAGACUCGAUCCUGUCUAUGGCAUUUUGUCAUGAUCUGAUCGACCAAGGUAAAUGUUUCUAGUUAUUUGACUGAUGUGGCCCCAAAAAGCAUCUUAUCAGAGGGGCGGAUGGUGAUAUGUCCACUGAAUAUAACCUUGUCAAGGAGAAAAAGAGGAGCUGUAUAAUGCAUGCAUUGACUGUCUCUAAUCCGAUGAGCUUUUAGUUAUCCUCAGUCAAUGGUCUCUUGUCAUCAUCACAACCUAAAAGCAGCAGAAAACAAAGAACAUGAAUGAAAGCAUCCAUUCUCUAUGCAUAGAACUUGAGAAGUGGUGACAUUGGUGAGGCUUAGAGAGGUUGAGUGGGCUAACAACUCCAUGAGUGUUUGGAAUUUUCUGUUAUCAAUAGCUAGUAAAGCUAGCCAGCCACCAACUCCGGCUUUCUGUUGCCGUUUGCUGGUCCAUCUGUCUCAGAGAAUAGUUCACUAGAAAACUCUAUAUAGACCUCCCUAAAACACCCUGAACACCUUGCAUUUUCUCUUCCCAUUUCAAAGGCUCUUCUGUGGAGACCAUUCCAAAAAGAAGAGAAGCGAAAAUGAGUCAAUCCAAGAACUUCCUCAUCAUUCUCUGUGUUCUUGCUCUGGCUCCACUCAGUCUCUGUGGCAAGGCAGGUUAUGGGGGUUACCUUUAUCCACAAUUCUAUGACCAAUCUUGCCCCAAGGCUCAAGAGAUAGUGAAAUCGGUGGUGGCCAAGGCUGUCGCGAAAGAGCCUCGCAUGGCCGCUUCGCUCCUCCGCCUACAUUUCCAUGAUUGCUUCGUUAAGGGCUGCGAUGCAUCGCUAUUGCUGGACAGUAGUGGGACUAUAACCAGUGAGAAGAGGUCCGUCCCUAACACAAACUCAGCCAGAGGCUUUGAAGUACUUGAUGAGAUCAAAUCUGCACUGGAGAAGGAGUGCCCUCACAGAGUGUCUUGUGCUGAUCUGUUGGCCUUAGCUGCCAGAGACUCCACUGUUCUUACUGGUGGACCUAGCUGGGUAGUGCCACUCGGAAGGAGGGACUCAAGAGGGGCAAGCCUCAGUGGCUCUAACAACAACAUUCCUGCUCCAAACAACACUUUCCAGACCAUUCUCACCAAGUUCAAGCUUCAAGGACUUGACAUUGUUGAUCUCGUUGCCCUCUCUGGAAGCCACACAAUUGGAAAUGCAAGAUGCACCGUGUUCAGGCAGAGGCUCUACAACCAGACUGGCAACGGGCAGCCCGACUUCACGCUCGACCAAUCCUACGCCGCUCAACUCCGCACCCGCUGCCCGCAGUCCGGGGGUGACCAGAACCUCUUUUUCUUGGACUUCGUCAGCCCGAUAAAGUUCGACAACAACUACUUCAAGAACCUGCUGGCUUACAAGGGGCUCCUGAGCUCCGACGAAGUCCUCGUGACGAAGAACCAGGCCUCGCUGGCGCUGGUGAAGCAGUACGCGGAGAACCAAGAGCUCUUCUUCAAGCAGUUCGCCAAGUCCAUGGUCAAGAUGGGCAACAUCUCGCCAUUGACAGGGUCCAGGGGAGAGAUCAGGAAGCAUUGCAGGAAGGUCAAUAAAUACCAGUGAGAAGAAGAAAUCUCCAAUCCAGUAAUUGGAUUUACCUCUUCCACUUCGGGAAUGAAUCAGUUUGAGUCUUAAAUUGUUUGCUUUGUCCUGCUCUGUUAUGGCUGUUGUGUACUGGAAUUGCAGAAUCGCAACUUCUUGUUUUGUUUGAAUGAAGUCAAUAACUUCUCCUUUAUAA
Molecule: messenger RNA, 1784 nt
Organism: Syzygium oleosum
Lineage: Eukaryota; Viridiplantae; Streptophyta; Magnoliopsida; Myrtales; Myrtaceae
Product: peroxidase 72-like
Exons: 4
Coding region: 605-1609 (334 amino acids)
Biological process (GO): response to oxidative stress; hydrogen peroxide catabolic process
Molecular function (GO): heme binding; peroxidase activity
Source: RefSeq, a predicted model, not a curated record